Arachis stenosperma is the source of this 2780-nucleotide messenger RNA. RefSeq names its product potassium transporter 11-like. The record is from RefSeq and is a predicted model, not a curated record. Bases 263 to 2647 code for a protein of 794 amino acids. NCBI's taxonomy places the organism in Eukaryota, Viridiplantae, Streptophyta, Magnoliopsida, Fabales, Fabaceae. The transcript is spliced from 9 exons. Gene Ontology annotation, biological process: potassium ion transmembrane transport. Gene Ontology annotation, cellular component: membrane. Gene Ontology annotation, molecular function: potassium ion transmembrane transporter activity.
CCUAUCAUGUGUUGAUAUCUUACGUUCCCCUAUUGGUUCUCUCUUUCUCUCUCUCUCUCUCUCAUAAACCGACCUUCGCCGCCGUCGCGCUUCAUCAUUGUUUCCUACUUCGUAAAAACCUUCCCCUUUUCUUCUUGUUUUUCGUUUCGUUUCUUUGCUUCAAUACUUUAAGUCGAAAGGUACCAGGUGAGGUGUGUGAGAGAGGGAGUUGGUUUUUCAGGCAUAGGUCUUGUUAUUGAAGUUUUGAUAAAGGAAAAAGAAAAUGGCUUCAAGAUUAGGUAGUGAUGAUGAUGCUGAUAAUAACAAAGGAAGCAUGUGGGCUUUGGAGCAAAAGCUGGAUCAGCCAAUGGAUGAAGAAGCUGCAAGGCUAAAAAAUAUGUACAGAGAAAAAAAAUUUUCUGCGCUGUUGCUUCUUCGGCUUGCAUAUCAGAGUCUUGGUGUGGUUUAUGGAGAUUUGGGAACUUCCCCUUUGUAUGUUUUCUACAAUACAUUUCCUCAUGGAGCUAAAGAUCGAGAGGAUGUUAUCGGAGCUCUUUCUUUGAUUAUAUACUCUCUCACACUAGUGCCACUCCUCAAAUAUGUUUUUAUUGUAUUGAGAGCAAAUGACAAUGGCCAAGGUGGAACAUUCGCUCUCUACUCCUUGCUUUGCCGACACGCAAACCUUAAAAUCAUUCCCAACCAGCAUCGUACUGAUGAAGAGCUCACCACAUAUAGCCGGGCUACAAUCCAUGAAAGAUCAUUUGCUGCAAAAACCAAAAGAUGGCUUGAGACACACGCAUUUAAUAAAAACUCCAUCCUCAUGCUUGUCCUUGUUGGUACCUGCAUGGUGAUAGGAGACGGGAUUCUUACCCCUGCUAUAUCUGUUUUAUCUGCUGCUGGAGGCAUCAAGGUAAAUCGCCCCGAUGUGGAUAGUGGCGUAGUUGUGCUGGUUGCUGUUGUAAUACUAGUCGGGUUAUUCAGCUUGCAACAUUAUGGUACGGAUAGAGUUGGUUGGCUCUUCGCUCCAAUCGUCUUACUUUGGUUUCUGCUAAUUGGAGGUAUCGGUAUGUACAACAUAUGGAAUUAUGACAGCAGUGUUUUAAAAGCAUUUUCACCUAUCUAUAUAUAUCGGUAUCUAAGAAGAGGAGGGAGAGAAGGUUGGACUUCCCUUGGUGGUAUCUUGCUUAGCAUAACAGGGACGGAGGCUCUUUUUGCCGACUUAGCUCAUUUUCCAGUCUCAUCUGUACAAAUUGCAUUCACUCUAGUUGUGUUCCCUUGCCUUCUUUUAGCAUAUUCUGGACAGGCCGCCUACCUUCUAUUAAACUUGGAUCAUACGAAAGAUGCUUUCUACCGUUCUAUUCCAGAAAAAAUAUAUUGGCCCGUAUUUGUCGUAGCAACAGCAGCAGCUAUUGUAGCUAGCCAGGCUACAAUAACAGCAACCUUUUCAAUUAUUAAGCAAGCGCUAGCUCACGGCUGUUUCCCACGAGUCAAAGUUGUACAUACAUCAAAGAAUUUCCUUGGCCAGAUAUAUAUUCCAGAUAUGAAUUGGAUCCUUAUGAUUCUUUGCAUCGCUGUUACGGCUGGGUUUAAGAAUCAAAACCAGAUUGGAAAUGCAUAUGGUACUGCUGUUGUGUUGGUCAUGCUGGUUACAACACUGCUCAUGAUUUUAAUCAUGCUGUUAGUCUGGCACUGCCAUUGGAUUCUUGUCGUCAUUUUCACACUCACAUCGUUGGUUGUGGAAUGCACAUACUUUUCAGCUGUACUAUUCAAAGUUGAUCAAGGUGGUUGGGCACCCCUUGUAAUUGCUGGAGUAUUUUUCAUUAUAAUGUAUGUUUGGCAUUAUGGUACCCUGAAGCGCUACGAGUUUGAAAUGCAUAGUAAGGUCUCAAUGGCAUGGGUUCUUGGCCUCGGACCGAGUUUGGGACUUGUCCGUGUCCCUGGAGUUGGAUUAGUAUACACAGAGCUUGCAAGUGGAGUACCACACAUCUUUUCCCACUUCAUCACCAACUUACCAGCCAUCCAUUCUGUGGUGGUUUUCGUGUGUGUCAAGUAUCUUCCUGUCUACACCGUUCCAGAAGAAGAACGAUUCCUUGUAAAGAGGAUUGGCCCCAAGAACUUCCACAUGUUCCGGUGCGUGGCACGGUAUGGCUAUAAAGACCUGCACAAGAAAGAUGAUGAUUUUGAGAAGAAACUAUUCCAUAAUCUUUUUGUGUUUGUUAAGCUCGAGUCGAUGAUGGAAGGAUUCUCUGAUUCUGAUGAGUACAGUUUGUACGGCCAGCAAACAGUGGAGUCUAGAGAUGCUGUGUUGAACAACAACAAUAAUGACAACACAGCUUCCUCAAAUGUUGACUUGUCAAUUUCGACAGUAGAUUCAAUAGUACCAGUUAGAUCUCCAUCACCUGUGAAUAUCACUGUACAGUCAUCCGAUCGUGUAAGCAGCCACACCGAGGUUGAUGAACUCGAAUUCUUGAACAACUGCCGGGAUGCCGGGGUGGUCCACAUACUAGGAAACACAGUUGUGAGGGCAAGGAGGGAUUCAAGAUUCUACAAGAAAAUAGCUGUUGAUUAUAUAUAUGCAUUCCUUAGGAAGAUAUGCAGGGAGCAUAGUGUGAUUUUCAAUAUUCCUCAUGAGAGUCUCCUAAAUGUUGGUCAAAUUUUCUAUGUAUAGUGCCUCUUCCAUUCCUCUUAAGAUGUAUCAUUUGUGAUUUUUCCUUUUUGUGCACAGUUGAGAAAUAUUAUAGGAUAUGAACGCAUUAUGCAUUUAAUAGUUAAGUUUUGUAUGUAUUAUUUUCUUUGAAAUA